AUGAGCACAAAAAUUACUCUGGAAAGUAGACAGAGAUUGCCAAGUAAAGUUCAGGAUGUUAUCUGUGAUUCGGCACUAAUUAUUCAGCACGCAACGAGUGCUUCAGGAAGUAGUGAGAUGCUCAAUUCAUGUUCGAAACAGUUUUGCGCUGCUGAGCAAUCCAUUGGAACCACAAGCACAUCGCUAAAUAAGAUGGAUUCGUUAUUGGAUGCGAUGCAGCAACAAUGUUAUGAAGUUGAAAACAGAUAUGGAGCCUUAAUUUACCUUUCACAGAAGUCCCUCGUAGAAUGUCCGAAUAGUUCUAUAUGGAUAAUUAAUUUCAUGAUUGACUCUUGA
This is a messenger RNA of Necator americanus (New World hookworm), 336 nucleotides long. RefSeq lists its product as uncharacterized. Bases 1 to 336 code for a protein of 111 amino acids. The record is from RefSeq and is a predicted model, not a curated record. Lineage: Eukaryota; Metazoa; Nematoda; Chromadorea; Rhabditida; Ancylostomatidae. The transcript has 4 exons.